UCGAGUCGGUCCAGUUUUAUUUUAAAUGGAACUUCAGGAGAAAACCCGGAACUGAGGGGCCGGGAGAAGCUCUGCGUGCCGUGGUCCGAGUGCCGCUCUCCGGACGCUCGUGGGCCGGUUCUCAUUCGUGGUGUUUUGGCCCCUCGGUCCCCCGGGAGCUCCAGGGACCGUAAAUAUGCUGCCGGGUGGUGCGUUCAUGGUCCUGCUCCUUGUGUUCGGAGGAGUUUCUACCGCUCCCCUCCCCUCUGGUGAACUCGACUUCCCCCCCGUGGAGCUGGAGGACCUCGGGAACUCGGCGAUGUCCGUGAGCUUCACUCACCCGUUGGUGUUCUACGGCGAGAAGCCGGCGGAGCCGUUCCACUUCACCGUGUCCACCGGCGGGAAAGCGAGGCUUCCCAUGACCUUCUGUGACCUUCAGGAAGACUUCAAUGGCUCGUGCACGGCGCAGGAGGACUGCAAGCGGCGCGUCUCGUUCCCGUUGGGCGUCGAGAAGUGCGUCACGCUGAGAGGCGACGGGGCGUUCAGGGACACGGGCCGCGUCUGCCUCUCUGGCGAGCCGCCGCUCAACGUGACGCUGAGCUGCCGUCACCUCAACGUGUCGGUCAGCUGGCAACACGGCGGGCCGCCCGGUGCCGGCUUCAGGGUCCACAUGGGAGGGUCUGCAGGCCUCAGGCAUCAGGUGAACGACACCACGGCGCUCCGGUUCGACCUGAACCGCUUCGUCUGGGCCUCGGAGCGCCGCUACCUGGGCUUCCUCUUCGUCACGGUGACGGCCAAAGAGGGGCGGGGCCAGUCGGCGUCCGCGACCAGGACCUUCAGCUACAACCUGCUGAAAUUCCCCGACGUGCGAUGCGACUUGGACUUUCCCACCGUGGUUCUGAAAGACAGCGAAUCAGGAGCCACGCUGAGCUUCAGGAACCCGCUCGACAUCCACGAGAAGCUGAGGCCGGCGAGCGCCAUUCAGUUCUCGGCGGGCGGUUCCAAUGGCAGCUGCUCGGCGGCCGACGACUUAUGCAAACUGGACCUGUUGUUCCCGGAGGGCGCCAAGAAGUGCGUGAAGACGCUGACCGGGACGCUGCUCGGCCGCGGCGGCGUCGGCAAGGUGGCGUUCAGAAAGACGGGCCCCGUCUGCGCCAGCAGCUCGACCGAUGCCAACAUGCUGACACUCGGCAUCAUGCUGCUCCUCUUGCUGAUCAUCGUCGUGGUCAUGGUGAUAAUCGCCGUCUGGAAGGCGAAAGCCUACACCAUGAAGACGCUGCCAAACCCUCGGAUCCCACCGAUGGAAAACCACGAGGAGGGCUUGAGGUACGCGCCGGUGCCCUAUAUAGACAUCAGCCCGCUGACAGUGACCGACCACAGAGCCCGGAUGGAGGAGGAGGAAGAGGAGGAAGAUGAAGAAGCAGCCCUCCAGUGCGGCGGUGGCGGUCACCAGCCGGACCCUCAAUACGCAGACGGAGGACUUUCAGAGGGAUCCUGCGACGACUCUGGGGAAAUGGAGGCUGUGGAGAUGGAGGAGCAGGAGGCGGCCCUCCAGGGAGGAGGCGGAGCUGAUUUCCUGCCCAUCGGACAGCUGUACGCAGAGGGAGAACUUUCAGAGAGAGAACUUUCAGAGGCCUCCUGUGAGGACGACUCUGAGGCGGCGUUGUCGCCCUACGACUGCAGACAUGACCUUUGACCUUUAGGGACUCAACCCGGUGACCUGCCAGUCAACGAGCUCCACGAGAAGAAACCGAUCAAAAGUGCCGCUGCUUGUUGUUACAGUUCAACCGGAAUGACCUCAAAGAACAGAUGUGUUCCUCUCACCUGCACCUUGAGGUGUUCUGCCACUGUCCUCAAAUUAAAUUGGGGUAAAGAAGAAGAAGUAAUCUCUCAGGGAGUGACGCGGUCACAGGGACUAUUUCUCCGGUAGAAAGUAGUUCUGACAUGUGUUUUGGUGGUGGACAAAUGGCAUCUGAAGUUAAAAUAAGAAAGAAAACCUCUGGCAUUUGGGUCAGACUUUUAUUUUGUAUUUUUACUAUGAUUCUCGUUUUAAAUUAAUUGAAGCGAGCGGCUCGUACACGGCGGGCCGUAUUUAUGACACCUGACACCUGUCAUAAAUACCUCCCGGCUCCGCCACACCUGCAGAACCGGAUCGGCGGGCCAGCGGUUUAACGCUGAAGUCGUUUUUAAAUGUGGAUUAACGUUGUCGACAUGUCAUCUGAUCUGGAGUCAGUCGAUCUGUACAUAGACACCAGAGGGAUUAUGAUUUAUGUUUUUAAUAAAUUAAUGUUUUUAAGGGCCGAGUGUCGCUGGACAUGCUUUUGAUAAAGGGGCGGAGCUUUGGCACAAAUAACUAAACAGUUGAAAUAUCUUUAAAACAAAUCUUUUUGUAAAUGGGCUUUGACGGCGUCAAACAGCUUCUAUAAAACUCUGCUAACGGGUUU
Messenger RNA from Pseudoliparis swirei, 2423 nucleotides. RefSeq lists its product as uncharacterized. Bases 176 to 1675 code for a protein of 499 amino acids. Lineage: Eukaryota; Metazoa; Chordata; Actinopteri; Perciformes; Liparidae. The transcript has 9 exons. The record is from RefSeq and is a predicted model, not a curated record.